UGGAGGAUCAUCCCUCUGGGAAGAUUCCACCCAUGGUGUCAGUGGCUCCCUCCAGUGACAUGGAACCAGAGCCGAGUCCUAGAGAGCCCACAGAGCAUGUGGUGGAGCCAGGGUUGAAGGAGGAGGAUUGCUCUGGACCUGAAGACAAUGACAACCAGCGUGAGAAGGAGCUGUCCCAUCCUCGACAAGAAGACAAACAUCCUUCCGGAUUUGAGGAGGUCCAAACAGACAGCCAAGGACUAGAGGGCAAGGUCACGACAAUAACACCACUCUCCAAUCCUGAGGAGAGAAGUGAAGAUACCAGACGUGAGCAUGAGAGGAAGCUCAGGAAGACAAACAGUUUUGGGAAGACAGUCCGGUUUCUGGAACCGGCUGAAGCAGAGAUGGUGGAGGAGAGGGCAACCUUAGAGGAGAGUUUUUUUCCAGACUAUGAGCUGGAACAGUGGACGUCCUCCAGCUUUGAGGAGCUGUUCAUGGCAGAGGACUGGGAAGAUAUCACAGAUGACCGGCUGUUGAGGAAGAAGGUGCUGCAGUCUGCCCCCAAGCAGGCCCCUCACCCCGACUGGGGUCAUGAGGUCACUGUCAAAAUGCAGGGCGUGCUGGAAGACAGGACUAUGGUGGAGAAGGACAGCAAGCUGGUCUUCAUCAUAGGAGAGGGAGAUGUCAACCAGGCCCUGGAGGAGUGUUCCAUAUCCAUGCAGAGAGGGGAGAUUGCACUGCUGCUGGCAGAUUCUCAGUACGCCUAUGGACUUCUUGGAAGGGAGCCUGAUAUUCCAACUUGGGCACCUCUCCUGUACCAGCUGCAGCUCCUGGACAUCAGAGACAAGCCAGAUCCUGUGACUCUUCCCAUCCCUGACCGUAUCCGAAUCGGCAACCAGAAGCGCGAGCGAGGGAACUUUCACUUCCAGAGGGAGGAGUACAGCAUGGCUGCAAGGGCCUACUGCAUGGCUCUUGAUAUGCUCACCACACGCACCAGGGACGGUGACAAUGCUGUAGUCGUGGAAGAAGAGGAGGAGGUGCAGGACUACCGGGUGAAGUGUCUCAACAACUUGGCAGCUGCCCAGCUGAAACUGGAGCAGUACGAUGAGGCACUGCACACCAGUCGGGAUGUUCUGUUCCUCGACCCAAGCAACGUUAAAGCCCUUUUCAGGACGGGGAAGCUUAUGUCAGACAAGGGGGAAUAUCAGGAAGCAAUGGAGACACUGAAGAAGGCUUUGAAACUGGAGCCGUCCACCAAGGCCAUCCAUGUUGAACUAUCAAAACUAGUUAAAAGGCAAUCAGGAGGAAAUGAUUCUCAGAAGUGGAAGGCUAAACCUGCCCAGAUGCUUGGAGAAAAUAUUGCACCAUUUCUGACUCCCUCUAAAAAGAAACCACCUGGAAUUUCAUGGAAGUUCCUGCUUGGAGCUCUGAUGGUGGCCUUGGGCAGUUUAGUGACGUCAGUGGUUCUGACUGCAAGGAACUGACGUCCUCUCUACAAAACUGCUAUCAUCUACGAGGCCAGCUCAUGAAUACUAAAUAGAAGUGAACUAUCUACUGUGGAGAAUAUGAGACAGAGUGCAUUGAACUAUGACAAAUACUGUCUUAAAGGUCACCCCAACAUUCAGCUUCUGCAUUGACAUAUGCACCACAGAUUGUGUUUAAUUACUUUGUAGAACCAUGGCGCUUCACCUGAAAAUGUAUGCCGUUUCCUUCUCUUUGCAAUUUCUAUCACACUGGAAAUGAAGAAAAAUGCAUCUUUAUAAAAUAUUUGUGUUUAUAUAAAUAUUUGCAUAUUUACAUAUGGUCAUAACUAAAUUUGUGUGUGAGUUCACAACAGGCAAUGGGAUUAUCUGUUAAAUGAAAUGUAGUGACAUGAGGAAAGUGUCUCUGUGUGUGAUCUUAUUAUGAAUGUU
This is a messenger RNA of Hypomesus transpacificus, 1892 nucleotides long. RefSeq names its product FKBP prolyl isomerase 16 (gene fkbp16). The transcript has 8 exons. The record is from RefSeq and is a predicted model, not a curated record. Gene Ontology annotation, molecular function: peptidyl-prolyl cis-trans isomerase activity; protein binding. NCBI's taxonomy places the organism in Eukaryota, Metazoa, Chordata, Actinopteri, Osmeriformes, Osmeridae. Bases 33 to 1463 code for a protein of 476 amino acids.